GUAUCACGCAAGGCACCCUGGUGUCCUGGGGUAGUUGGAUGAUUGAGUGCCGUUGAACAGGGUGGGAGUUCCAUAGGCGAGUGAUCAUGACAGAAUGUUGCAUUAGCUGCUAUUUGAGCGUCUUGGAGAAUGCAGUUGGAAUGGUUCUGGGCGAAGGUGAGGCAUGGGUGUAAAUGUUGAAGGAUGCGGUGCCAAGGGGAUGGGACAUAAUUCUUUAGGUAAGCAAGUUCGCAGAUGCACAGCUGAAAUAGCCAGUGGGUCCCUGUUUGAGGCCGCUGUUGGGUGUCGCACGCCGCCAAGCGUCCCCUGUCUGUCACAGGCGGGAAGUCGGCAACCGUUUCCCCAAUUGCCCUUUCUCUGGGGGCUGUCGACAUCCCGGAAGACAAUUUUGACGUCAAACCGUCCUGGAACACAAGCACGCGACGUUGCCCGACCACAUUUCCAUCGAUGCCAGCUCCAACACCAGCUGGACUGAUGAUGAGCAUCUCCCUACAGACCUAGAACGACCAAGAUAACAACACUCUUCACCACGCUCAUUUGCCCUGCCCGUGGCCAUCCAACGAAGACGGUCCUCCUUUCCAUCAUUUAAUCUUGCCUUGCCUUGUCCGUUUCUAGAAAUUGGCCAUCCCUCCUUUUUUCUUAUUGCCCCUCCGCCCUCCGCGCGUCUCCCGAAUGUGCACAGCGCUUGCGCAACAUCCUACACACAAUGCCUUCCGAAAAACAGCGGUACGAACCGGUACCUCCGAUACCGACCUACGAUGAGGCCGUCGCCAGCGGCAGCAACAGCGACUGGCAGCAACGAGAUCUCGCCCCCUCCCCGAUCGACGAUUCCGGAGCCGGCGCAGUAGAGGGGCAAUCCCUCCUAAGGGGCUCCCGACAUGCACACAACCCUACAGAUCCUGCCUCACAGCGUGGCAGCCGACCAGGUGGCUACCGAGCGCCAACUGUUGAAACCGACGACGAAGACAGCCUGUUCAGCUCCGAUGAUUCCGAUUCAGAUGAAGAGACCCGCCAAGUGCGCCGGGAAAUGCAAGAGCUGGAGAUUGACGACUCGGACGUGCGCGGGGGAAGCCGGCCGUCGUGGGGGAAGCGCAUAGGGCUCUCACUACCACAGUGGCGCUGGAGGUGGAAGUGGAAGUUGCCAAGAUUACGUCGCCGAGCUGCAACGGCUGAUGAGAGCAAUACCGACCCGGAGGCGGCAAAUGCAGAGACAGAAACACCAGCCUCGCGCUUUGCGUUCCCCCAGUUUGGGAGCGCGGCGCUGCUGCUUCUGGUCGCCCGCAUCCUCGCCAUCUUCAUGCUCCUGGGGUUUCUCUACUUGAUAUUCGCCAGCGACAUGUUCACCAGCAUGGCCAGGAGAAUGGGAAGCACCGCGUUCCCGCCGGAGAAGAUCAGGCUGUACAUCGAGAAUUCCAUGAAUCCAGAUCAUCUUGCAGAGUACUCCAAGCGCUACACCAGCUAUGCGCAUUUGGCAGGGACCGAAGGAGAUUUUGCGCUCAUGGAGUACACCGAAGCCCAGUUCCGUCGGCAUGGAUUGGAAAAUGUUAGGCGAGACACGUACCAUGUUUACCUCAACUACCCCAAGGCUGGGGGCAGAGCAGUGGAGAUUCUGGGUGACGACGGUAAAGUCAAGUGGACGGCCAAGUUGGAGGAAGAUGAAGUCGGUGGUGAAACGACAGGCCGUCAAACAUACGCUUUCCAUGGACAUUCCAAGUCGGGGGAUGUCAAAGGGCCCCUGAUUUAUGCUCACUACGGCUCGAGGGAGGACUUCCAGACGCUAAAGGACAGAGGCAUCGACACCAAGGGUGCGAUUGCCUUGGUCAGAUACUAUGGCACCCAAAUUGACAGGGCACUCAAGGUCAAGGCUGCUGAGCUCGCCGGAUUUGCAGGUUGUCUCAUCUACACAGAUCCAAAGGAUGCCGGGUACCUGAAGGGUCCGACAGCACCAUUGGGCCGUUGGAUGCCAGCUGAUGGUGUCCAGAGAGGCUCCGUGAGUCUGAUGAGUUGGGUAGUGGGUGAUGUGUUGACUCCCGGCUGGGGCAGUAAGAAAGACCAGCCUCGUGUCAAGGUUGACCAGGCCGAGGGUCUCGUCAAAAUCCCCAGUCUUCCCCUUGGCUGGCGCGAUGCCCAAAUUCUCCUUCAGCAUCUCAAGGGACAUGGGCAACAUAUUCCCGAUGGCUGGGCCGGCGGUGUCCCUUCCAUCGACGAGUGGUGGACCGGCAACCUUUCAUCACCCAUUGUCCGCCUCAAGAAUGAGCAAGAUGAAGUCGAGAAGCAAGCUAUCUGGAAUGUCUACGGCCGCAUCGGUGGCAUUGAGCAGGAUGCAAAGUCUAUCAUCAUCGGCAACCACCGCGACGCCUGGGCCUUUGGAGCUGCCGACCCCGCCUCUGGAACAGCCGUCAUGAUGGAAGUCAUCCGAGUGUUUGGCAACCUCCUGGCGCAAGGCUGGCGCCCCUUGCGCACAAUCGAGUUCAUGUCCUGGGAUGCGGAAGAAUACAACCUCAUCGGCUCGACAGAAUACGUCGAGCAAAACGACGACUUCCUACGUGAGAACGCGCUCGCAUACAUCAACCUCGACACGGCCGUGACCGGGGGCGAGUUCCACGCCGCCGGCAACCCCGUCUUCAAGAAGCUCCUGCUCGAAGUCCUAGCCAGGACAACAGACGAUCACUACCCCGACCCGAAAAACCAGUUCAAAUCCCUCCUCGACCUCUGGAACGAACGCUCGGCCGAUCUGGAAGGACUCGGCGCCGGCUCGGACUAUGUCGCCUUUCAGGACAUUGCCGGUACCGCCUCCAUCGACCUCCACUUUGAUGGACCUGGCUACCCAGCCCACUCGUCGUACGAGAACCAUGACUGGAUGGCUGUUGAAGGGGACCCGUCUUGGGCCUACCACACUAUUCUUUGCCGCGUCGUCGGCCUUUUGGCAUUUGAGCUGUCUAACCGCCCAAUCAUGCCGUUUGACAUGCCCGCUUACGCGGAUAAGCUUUCGGAGUGGGUUGGUGAUUUGGAAACCUGGGCGAGAAACCAAACAGGUUACGACGAGAAGAUCUUCAAGGUCACGAAACUCAGAGAAGCGGCCGAUGAAGUCGCGAUGGCGGUUAGGAGGUUUGUAAAGUGGGAGACGGAGUGGGAGAAUAAGGUUAUUGCGACGAAUGGUUACGAGACGAACGGGCUGGGGGAUAUGAGGGCUGAGUAUAAUUCUAGGAUGGGGAGGUUUGAUUCGGAUUUGUUGGAUAUUGAUGGGAUACCGGGAAGGAAACAGUUUAAACAUGUGGUUUUUGGGCCGCAGAGGUGGUCGAGUUAUGAUGAGGGGUAUUUCCCUGCUGUGAGGGACGCGAUUGAGGACGGGCAGUGGGAGGAGGCGAUGAGGAGGUUGGAGAAGGUGGCGGGGAUUAUGGUCAAGGCGGCGGAGAAUUUGGCUGCGAGGUGAUUUUUGUUUUCUUUUUUGUUCUUGGUUUUGUUGGUUUGUCCUAGGCCCUUUUUUCCUCGAGGAGGCUCUGUUUUGAGGGGUUGGAUUUUGCAUCGCAUGGCGUUUCGGCUUUUUCCUUUUCUCCUGGACUUACAACAGUCCCACUGCAGCUUACACAAAACUUUUCCUUGUCUUUUGUUUGUAUUCUUAGUCCCCGCCAUUUCUUGUAUUUAUUUACAAAGGGGAGAAGGAGGAGAUCUACACAGGGCAAUGGAAGUUGUAUAUAAGAAAGACAAUCUUAAUCGAGAAAAUAUACAAGAUAAACUCAAGACACCAGCAAGGGUGCGCGUAAAGAACACGGGAGGUUGUCACAGAAUUGUACUUUUUGCAUGGUCUCCCAUCCAAUAAACUACCUAU
Messenger RNA from Podospora pseudopauciseta, 3829 nucleotides. RefSeq lists its product as uncharacterized. The record is from RefSeq and is a predicted model, not a curated record. NCBI's taxonomy places the organism in Eukaryota, Fungi, Ascomycota, Sordariomycetes, Sordariales, Podosporaceae. The transcript has 2 exons. The coding region runs from base 707 to 3433 and encodes 908 amino acids. Gene Ontology annotation, molecular function: carboxypeptidase activity.